AUGAAGAAUAAGUUUGCAUCUGCACAUGACCACGCGCUGGCGGCAAGGAGCACGAAAGAGGAUCAGAUUAUCUACUACUUUCGUAACUCUGGGGAGCUUGAGAACUGGUACAUAAUGACAGAUGAAGAUGUAGGGGCUCGGAGCUGGGCUGAAUUGGUUCAAGGCCCGAAUGAGAUGACUGCUGCAUUCCGUGGUUACCUUAAUAACACCCCACCAAAAGAUUAUGUAAUAUCGAAUGACCCCUUAGAGCCCACACCAAAUUUUUACGGUUUUGCGUACGUGGAGACUAAACCUUUUGAGGGUGUUCUUGGGCGAGAGCAGUUCAUGAAUUUUCAAGGUUUCAAUGCUUUUAAAAUCCGAUUACGCGGUGAUGGAAGAAAAUAUCAUUUUGAAACACUUUGCGAUUUUGGUUUUGGGGAUAGAAUGAUGUAUACUGCACCUAUUUACACCAAUGGGGGCCCUCUAUGGCAAGAAGUUACUAUUCCUUUUGCAAAGUUAAUUGCCAGCAUUGAUAGCGGGGCUGUUGCUAAGCAACGAGAAAUGGCCUUAGACCGUAUGUCAAAUUUUCGCUUUUUGAUACGGGAUAAAAUUGAAGGUCCAUUUCAUCUUGAAAUAGAUUACAUUGCUUUUACUCGCGAUGUUACUUAUGAAGUGUGUGAAAGUGGAAUAGACUACUAUGACCCGUGGGAACCUAUCAAUUCAAACUCUGGAAUGUAA
Ciona intestinalis (vase tunicate) is the source of this 717-nucleotide messenger RNA. Lineage: Eukaryota; Metazoa; Chordata; Ascidiacea; Phlebobranchia; Cionidae. The record is from RefSeq and is a predicted model, not a curated record.